AUGACGAGUGCUCUGCAGGCCAAGCUGGCGCAUUUCCACACGCUCAAGGCUCAAGGGAUGCACUUCAAUGCUUCGCUCUCGCGCAAUCGAGCUUUUCGCAAUCCACACAUAUACGCCAAACUCGUCGACUGGGUCGCCGUUGAUGAGACAGCAAGCGCUUAUCCGGUCAUGGCCGGUAAGGUAGACUACAAGGAAGACAACGAUGCAACCGACUCAGACUUGAUAUGGCCUGCAAGCACGCCGGCAAGACGAGAGCUUCAAAUGCAGGGUGGGAAGACUCACAUCGCUCAGCUACAACGGGCUAAACACGAUGCGGCCGAGGCUAGAAAAGGCCUUGGCAAACGGUCCAACAUCGACUUCGUCCAAUCUUCUAGCACAGAAGGGCGCGCAAAUGAGAGGAAAGACACAACCCAGCAGCCGAAGCGGAGGAAAGGGCAAAGCCGGUGA
This is a messenger RNA of Acaromyces ingoldii, 447 nucleotides long. RefSeq lists its product as hypothetical. The transcript has a single exon. Gene Ontology annotation, biological process: regulation of DNA-templated transcription. Lineage: Eukaryota; Fungi; Basidiomycota; Exobasidiomycetes; Exobasidiales; Cryptobasidiaceae. The record is from RefSeq and is a predicted model, not a curated record. Gene Ontology annotation, cellular component: nucleus. The coding region runs from base 1 to 447 and encodes 148 amino acids.